Molecule: messenger RNA, 6253 nt
Organism: Monodelphis domestica (gray short-tailed opossum)
Lineage: Eukaryota; Metazoa; Chordata; Mammalia; Didelphimorphia; Didelphidae
Gene: SKIDA1
Product: SKI/DACH domain containing 1
Source: RefSeq, a predicted model, not a curated record
UUGUAGCUAAAGCAGCGGCGGGAAUAGCAGCUGCAUUUCUUUUCUCUUUCUCCCUUCACAUUCCAUUAUCAUAGUGCUCCCAUGGAGAAGCAGGGAAUAAAGGGGCACAGGUACUGAUCUUCAACAGCAACUUAGACACUCUGGCAAGCCAAGAGCCUGAUGAUUUUUUCCUUUUUUCAAAAAACAAAAGCAAAAGCUAAUCAAGAAUCUAGUCAAUCAGGAUGCCUUGAGACAUAUACAGCAUCUGGUGGAGGAUUAACAUACAUACAUCUCUAUGUAUGCGUCACAUAUAUAUUUACUGCAAAUGGUGGGAAUCAUUUAAGACCCGAAAUGGGCGACUUGAAGUCGGGCUUUGAAGAGGUGGAUGGCGUGAGGCUCGGGUACCUCAUCAUUAAAGGAAAGCAAAUGUUUGCACUCUCCCAGGUUUUCACAGACUUGCUGAAAAACAUUCCAAGGACCACCGUACAUAAGCGAAUGGAUCAUCUGAAAGUGAAAAAGCAUCACUGCGACCUGGAGGAGUUGAGGAAACUCAAGGCUAUCAACAGCGUUGCCUUCCACGCAGCCAAAUGCACUCUGAUCUCCCGGGAAGAUGUGGAAGCUCUCUACACUUCUUGCAAAACCGAACGAGUCCUCAAAACCAAGCGGAGGAAAGUCAGCAGGGCUUUGUCAACAAAGGAGCUCCAACCGGAACACGCCGCCGCCGACCCUUACCCCGGCUUUUGGAAGGACAACCACCAACUUUGGCUGGGAUUGAAUGAAUCGGCACAGGCUCUGCCAAUCAGCAGGCAGACUCUGCGUCCGGGGGACGCCGCCUCGCUACCGGCCGUCGAUCUACCUCAGAUUUUUAGCAAAUCCCCGGGUCAGCGCUACCCGGAAAUCGCGCGAUCGCCUUGCAAACCCCCCCUAAACUAUGAAACUGCUCCGGUUCCCGGGAAUUACAUCACCUUCCACUCAGAUCCCCCGUAUUUUCGGAGCCUGCUCUGCAGCAAACACCCGGCGGCGGCGGCGGCGGCAGCAGCAGCAGCGGCCGCCGCCGCCGCCGCCUACUACCAGUCGUCCGCAGCCCUUCCGCAGCCCAAGCUCGGGGCCGGGGCCGCGGGAAGCCCAGUCAGCUUGACUUACAGAUACAAGCGGAAGCGAGCCUGCGAGGUGGGCGGCAAAGACUGCCUGCUGAAUCCCCACGCCAGCGCCCGGCGCCUCCUCAUCCUGCCCAGGUCCUACAAAGCCAAGGCGGCGGCUGCGGCUGCUGCUGCUGCGGCGGCGGCGGCAGCCGCAGCGGGGGCCACUUGUCUGGAACGGUUUCACCUAGUCAACGGCUUCUGUCCCCCUCACCACCACCACCAUCACCAUCAUCACCACCACCACCCGCGGCAGCAGCAACAACAACAGCAAGAGCAGCCACCCCCGCCACCACCACCACAACCUACCCACCACCCUCCGCACCUCCCCCAUCACCAGCCACAGCCGCCGCCGCCGCCGCCGCCUCAGCAGCAGCAGCAGCAGCAGUCACAUCUGGGCAGCUUCCCCGAGAGUUACAGCAGCGACUCCGAAUCCAGCUCAUACUCGGACCAUGCAGCUAACGAUUCGGAUUUUGGCUCCAGCCUAUCCAGUACCAGCAACUCCGUGUCCUCCGAAGAGGAGGAAGAAGAGGAGGAGGGAGAGGAGGAAGAGGAAGAGGAGGAAGAAGAGGAGGAGGAGGAGGACGGGAGUGGCCUGUCGGACUCGAGCGAGGUUAGCUCAGAGGAAGAGGACACGUCUUCGGACUCGGAUUCCAGCUCCGGCUCCAGCCAGGUCUCAGUGCAGAGCAUCCGUUUCAGGCGUACCAGCUUUUGUAAACCCCCCAACAUGCAGGCACAGGCCAACUUCUUGUACCACCUGGCCACCACCGCUACUGCAACCAAACCCGUUGCUUUCGAGGAGGCCGGCAAGCUGCCCGACCUCAAAAGUAAUGUCAAAGCAGAAUCGCUAGAGGAUUGGAGUCAUCAGAGCUGGGCACCCAAAGAGCCUCCCGUGUGCUGCCCGGGCAGCCUGGGAAGUUGUUUCACAGAGAUAAGGAACGAUAGGGUAUCUGAGAUCACAUUCCCACACUCUGAAAUUUCCAAUAACCUAAAGAGAACUGACCUGACAAUUAACUGCGCUGCAGAGGGGGCCUCUUCACCUAGCCCAAAGACAAACAAUGCAUUUCCACCACAAAGAAUACUCAGAGAGGGGAGGAAAUGCCUGCAAGCUACUACUACUCACUGUGCAGAUAACAAUACCAUACCUUCUAGGUUCUUAAAUAAUGAUUCUUUUGCUGCUACUGCAGCAAAUUCAGAAAAAGGUUCCAAAACCCCACAUUGUACUGAAUUUGCCACGGAUUUGCCCCCUUUACAAACUGAUCCUGAGGUGGAUGCUGCUGUCGCUUCUGCACACUCAGAAUCAGCAGCAGCAGCAGCAGCAGCAGCAGCAACAAAAACAGAAACUCCGUGCCCUGACUUAGGCAAUAAAGCAUUGCCAUUUCUGCACAAUAUUAAAAUCAAAAUAGAGGACAGUAGUGCUAAUGAAGAAUAUGAACCUGACCUUGUUAAACAUAAGCUAAAGUGUGAGUGCAAUGAUACAAAGGGUGAGUUUUACAGUGUGACUGAAAGUAAGGAGGAGGACGCUUUGUUAACAGCCAAGGAAGAUUUUGCAUGCACUGAAAAAGAAACCACUUCCUUAAACCCACUGACUCAGAGUCAGGGCCUUUCAUGCACUUUAGGUUCUCCAAAACCUGAGGAUGGGGAGUAUAAAUUUGGUGCAAGGGUGAGAAAAAAUUACAGGACACUGGUGCUGGGAAAGCGACCUGUACUGCAGACUCCUCCAGUCAAACCAAAUUUGAAAUCAGCUAGAAGCCCUCGUCCUACAGCUUACCAGGUAAAGGAGUCUGCGGAGGCAACUGUGGCCUCUUCUUACGAAAUCUUGUCACCUGGAUAUCCGAAUAUCUGAAAGGAAAUCCUUGGAGAAACCCGGGUCCCCCGCACUGAAGACCUCUCCGGAACUACGAAUAGAGAGGCCCACAAUACCCCUCACGUUCACCCUUGAGCGUUUAUUUGAUUACUCAUUUGAGCAAUGCCUGGCAAGCGGUACAUUAUGGCUUUAGCUUUGGGAGUUGUUCCAGAGCUGGAACUGAGGCAGAGGUGACGUAAGGACAGCGAAUGGGAAACAGGAACAGCAAAAACGAUUUGACCGAGAUAAAAACCAGUUAAAACUCUUGGGGAGAGGUGUUUUCUUCCCCUUCCCAUUCUCUACAUAAACGCCUUCUUAACUUCAAUGGGCCAGACUCAUUAGGACUAACUAGGGUGAAAUGGACAAGAGUGGAAGGUUGCAAGUAGACCUGGUCGGACCACUUCUGCGGUACUAAAAUAGAAAUGUAACUAACAUUCAUCUAGACAAACUAAUUUUUGACAGAGUUACGUUACGAUUUUCUUUCAAGAGAUUCUUUGGGGAUUCCCCCCUUCCUUUUUUUUUUCUUUCGGAGAUGUAACUCAGUCUAAAGGCAGAAAUAUAAACACACAGUCUGUUUGGCGGAAACCCCUUAACAGUUAUCUUCCAAUGGAAGAUCAAGACACUUUGUGAAUUUUCCCUAGAUAAUGCCCAUAUUCCGAAUGACUGAUCAGAGAACUCCCGUAUUGUUAAGUAAAAUGAGAGGAAGGCGAGUGACGUGGGAGUCGAACAAUGGCAUUUCUGAAUCAGUUUGCUUGAUUGACAUUUGGGGGCUUCGUGACCCCAGGGAAUAGGACUCAUUACCGUGAAUACACCAAAACAUCAACCAAGAUUAGAACUCUAGAUCCUGUUUUAAUCCCAUUUCAGUCUAAAUUAUAGUGGGAAAAUAUCAGAUCUGGGAGGAGAAAGAAAGAAUAACUCCUUCACAUACUGAUUGAACCUUUUAAUUGUAUUAAGAAGAGAAAAUGUGAACCUUAAAGCAGAAAUAGUUUUAACAUCUUAGCAGUAACAUCGACGAUUAAAUAAAAUGCACAGAUAGGAAGGGUUCCUAGGAACAAUUGUGUGGGACAAAACAUUUCAUGGUAUGGAGAGAGAUGCUGUUGAGGAAAUGUCUAGUCCCUCCCCCCCCCCCCCAUGUUCAUUAUAUAUAACAGCAAAAAAAAAAUUUUUUUUUUUUUUAGACUGGGCAGUCUAUAAACACAUUUUAAUUGUGAAGUUUAAUUCUGGAACACACUGACUCAGAAAAUAAGUAGAUUCUUUAAAUGAUCUGAUCCAAUCUCCCUUUUUGAUUAUCAAGAUUUUCUUGUUUCUUGGGGGAGGGGAGGAUUUUUUUUUUCCAUGCAGAAAAGUUGUGUUAACAUGCAAAUGUGACACAGGAAAUUGUGAAUGUUGAUCUUGAAUUCUUGGAAAAUGGAAUGUGUCUGAACAAAAUCUAUUUUUAACCAAAUAGAGUGAGAUCAUGCAGGUUGUAUGUUAGAUAAGAGUACAAUGUAUAACAACUUCAAGCAAAGAAUUUUUGACUCUUCAAUAGGACUCCGAAAGUUUAAAAACAAGAAAACCCUACAACCUCAAAUAGGAUAAAUUUUUUUAAAAAUUAUAAUUUUUCUUAGCCAGAGAUAAUUUUGUUCCAAAGCAUGUUUUUAGUCACAGUCUUGCUUUAAGUAGAUAAAUGCAAGGAAAAGUGAGUGUCACAGGAAGGAAGAUACCUUAUUUCAAUGAAUGAGUUAUAAAUAGAGGACCCGUUUGUUUUGCACGAUAUAAUAACGUCCCUUCCUAGUAUUUAGGCUUUAAUGAGAAGCCACUGUUGUUGCUUGGGAAGUCAGAGCCAUAGGAAUUAUUUAUGCAGCAAGUAGGAACAAAAAUUAAUUAUUAGGUUCUCAGUAAUCACCAAAUAAACUCUGAGCUUUCAGGUUAAAAAUAGACGACUAUCUCCAUGUUCAAUUACACAGUAUCAAUUACUAAUACAACUGAUGUUUCAGCGUCUCAGUGCAACUAGAUAUCAUCUUCAUAUGGAGAUAUCUCGGUAUUAAUUAAUGGCUGCUUUAUUCUCAUUAUUCACAAGGAAAAAUAGGGGUCAUGUCACAUUAAAAUUAAGAUUAUCUUAGUUUAUCUGGGCUCUUAAACAAAGAUCAUUCAAUGUAAUUAUAUUUCGAAUUAACGGAGGAAGGCAAUUUAUCUCGUUAUAUUUUGCUGGAAGACAGGAUAGAUUAGGAAUGGGCAGCAGUAACAUUCUGAGGAACCAAACAAACAUGUUUUGAGUCCUCUAAUAUUUUCUUUGCUAAAGGGAGAAUAAGGGAUACUGUUAGAGACAUGACUUUGCAAAGUCAAGUACUUUUUAAAGGACUCCGAUCGAAAUUCUUGCUCUGCAGCAAAGAUCCAGGUUUGAUUAAUUUUCUGUAAGCGACCUGACAGCACAGUUUUAAAAGAUUAAUUAAAACUGAAAUGAUACUGAACAGGAAUUCAACCUGCAGUGACAUUACUGGCGCCUUAUGGGGCUUUUCAUUCCGCCAACUUGUUCCCAAACCCAAACUGCCAGGGGUUUCCCGAGCCUAAAACACGCAACACUGGGAAUGUUCCCCUUGCCUCUAGGAAAUGAGCGCGGAAUUUGGCUAGGAGCCGGGGCAGCUUAGAUUGAAAUGUGGAGCUGGCUGCUAAACCCUGUGGUGGGUUGCCCCGCUGAAGCCAUUGGGGGAGGGAAACACUUGAACUGUUCACGUCCAGCUCAUUGGUAACCAACUGGGCUGUGCCAAGGGACCGGAGAAGCCGGGUCUGCGCUGGACCUCUACGCAGUGUCUCGGACCGAGCCUUGGCAACAUUUCCCUCUCCUUUCUCUUGUCUUUGAAUGCCUUUUUUGCUGGCCGAGCUCGAGCGUUGUAGGGCCUCCUUCACCUUGAACCACCGCGGCGUGCAAUGAAAACGAGCGUGUGCGAGAUUGUGUGUGCGGUGUCCGGGAGUGUGAGGGGGUGGAGAGUGGGGGGAGGAGACAAGGGAGAGAGGGACUACGACAUGACUUUUUAUACAGUCAGUGCCAGGGGCAGACGUGUUGUGCGUGUAAUUUAGGUGGUGUCUCUAGGACUAUAUUGUAUUUGUUAACUGUUGGGGAAUGUGUAUUUCUGUGUGUAUUUCUGCACAAAAUCUCGAUCAACUUUUGAAACCUGUUUAUUCAAUUUGUUUUGUCGUCCAUUUUCCAAGGAGCCGCGAGGAGACUAGCUAGCUAUUUCAGUUUAUCAAUGCCUUGCUCUCUUCCCUCUAGCCCCUUUGCCUUUUCCCCUCUCCCCUUUCCUUCCACUUA